Molecule: messenger RNA, 4023 nt
Organism: Rotaria socialis
Lineage: Eukaryota; Metazoa; Rotifera; Eurotatoria; Philodinida; Philodinidae
Source: the annotation of a GenBank genome assembly
AUGGAACGGACUGCUUGUUAUAGUUUGUCGGGUUACUUAUCAUUGAAGCCUUGUGGUGCCCUAAGCCUUGUUCUUCCUACGCGUCGUUAUUGGUGUGCAUUCAACGAAUCGAUUCGAACAUUAGAGUUUUAUCAGUCUGAACGUGAUUUAACGAAUAGCAAGACACCUAUUGAAAGUUUAUCAUUAUAUCGAGCUGCCAUUACAUUAAGUACAACAGAAGAACGUGUCUUUAUUAUUUUAACUAAUAAUAAAGAACAUCAUUUACGAGCUGAAAAUCAUGAAGCAUUAAUGAUUUGGCUACUCGGGUUACAAAGUAAACGCGAUUCGUGUAUAUCAUCGAAUAAUGGAUCGUCCGUGCAUGGAAUACAUUCAGGACUUGACACUGAUGAAAUUAUUAAUAAUGAAGAUGUUUGGAAUAUGCAUGAACCAGAUAGUUUAACACCAACUGAAUUUAUACAUCCACGAAUGUUUAUUACCGAACGAACGAAUCCGAAUGAUUUUCCCAGUGACGAUGAAAAAUAUCGUCCGUCUAUAAUGAUAGAAAGUAUGAAUCGAAAAUUAAGUACACAAUCUAUUGCAGGUUUACAACUAUGCCAUGGAUGUUCAUUAUCAUUAUGUUCGCAUUGCCGUUCGGCGUGGAGUCGGUCAUCUGAUUUAGUGAAUGAAUCGAUUCCAAAUCGAACGAGUUCAUCAAGCUAUUCGAUUGAAUCAUCCGAUUCAGCUUUUUGCGAUCAACGUUUAUUAGAUGUGAACGAUGGAUUACAUCAGAAUAAUAUACAGGAAACAUUAUUAACGUUGAAAUGUGAAUUAGCUUCACUAAUAAAUAAAGAAAAUAUUUAUCAAUUGAUUAUCAAGGAAAAGUCGAAUGCUAUACGUACACUUGAAAAACAAUUAUCUGAUGUUGCUCAAUCGGCAACAUCAAGCAGCAAACAGCAAACGAUUUCGAAAGUAUUCAAUGAACGAAGUCGUGAAACCAAUAAUGAACUUAAAUUUCUUCAUUGUGAGAUUGCACGAUUACAUGGCAUUCUACGUGAUGAUGAUAUUAAGAUGCGUAAACUCCUUAAAACGAUUCGUUCACAACAAACUCAACGUGAAAGCUUACAACGUGAUUAUAUUUAUUUAUUACAAACAACUCUAUCGUCUGAAUAUGGUCGAUUAUAUGGAGGAACAAAACAUCGUGAUCGUUUGAAAGAACUAUUAGCUGAAUGUCGUAAACGUGAUCCAUCAUUGCCGUCAUUUGAGAGUAUGGAUGGAUCUGGUUUGUAUAUAGAUCCAUAUGGUUUUAAACGUGAAAAAAAUAAUCUAAACGAUCGUUUGCAAUAUAUUUGCGUUAAAUUAACACACUUUUACGACUCAAAAGCGCAUAGUACUGAUGAGAGUAGUUGGCGAUCAUUAAUUAAACUUUAUCAGAAUAGUUCAACAGUUUCGAAAACAUUGAAAUAUCUUGUAAGACAAGGCAUACCUGAUCAUCUUCGUACUGAAAUAUGGCAUAUUUUUAUUCAAAAACAAACAAGUCAUAUUCGAAAAGAAAAAGGUGCGCUGUAUUAUCAAAAUCUUUGUCAUCUACUACCGAAUUCAGAUCUUAAUAGUAAAUUCGAAAAACAAAUUGCACUGGAUCUCCACCGAACAAUGCCAUCCAAUAUCCGAUUUGCAAACAGAGAAUCUGAGGGCAUCCGCCAUUUACGUCAAGUUCUUCAAGUAUUCUGUUUGCAUAAUCCAGCAAUUGGCUACUGUCAAGGAAUGAAUUUUAUUGUCGCUGUUGCACUUCUAUUAGUUGAACCUGAAGAUGCCUUUUGGCUUUUAAUAGCCAUAACUGAAUGUCAUUUGAAUAAUUACUAUGACGUCGGCCUCAUUGGUGCCCAAGUUGAUCAAUUUGUUCUUAAAGAUCUUUUAAAACAAAAAGCUCCCGAUAUUGACCAACAUUUUGAAAUCAAUGAAGUUGAAAUAACUUCAUUAACAUUAAAUUGGUUUAUGGCGAUAUUUAUCGAUACUGUACCGUUUGAAACUUUACUACGAAUAUGGGAUUGUUUUCUAUUGGAAGGAUCAAAAGUUUUAUUUCGUUUUGCAUUAUCAAUUCUUAUUAUCAACCGUGAAAGUAUUCUAACUAAAAGUGAUACAAUAUCUAUGAUGAAACAAAUUAAGGAUUCAACGAAAAAUUUGAUUGAUGUUGAAAAUCUUUUUAAAAUUGCGUUUGAAGAUUUAAAACCAUUUUGUCAUCGAAAAGACAUCCAUAUUAAGCAAGCGUAUUGGACGAAAAUGCUCACCGAUAAAGUUCUUAAACGGCAAUUAUCAAAAGAAGGUUUUUCAAAACGAGAUUUUGUAUUUGAAGAAAUUAAUUCAUCAUCAUCAUCAACAUCAACAACAACAACACUUGAUUGCGCUGUUGUUCUACCAGGAAAUCUUGUUUGGAUUGCAUUCGGCUCACAAUAUUCACUACAUAUUUUCGAAGUCAAUGUUGAGCGUGGAAUUAUGAUGGAUAUUGAGGUUACUUAUAAUUCAAGAGCAUUCUGUAUGGCAUGUGUCAAUAGUGAACUUGUCUUGAUUGGCACUCUUUGUGGUACUUUAUUAGGUUUUUCAAUUGAUGACAGACAAAUUCUAUGGGCGACUAGACUACGAAGUUGUCUUCUUUGUAUGACUAGUUUAAAUAAAACUAACUGCAAUCGAAUUUAUUGUGGCCUAUCGUGUGGCAAUUUAGCUAUUGUUGAACUAUAUGAGCAGCGUGAACCAGAGGAAGCAUUUUGUAUAACGAUUGAUAAAUCAGCUCUAACAGCUGUUGCUUAUCGAAACGAUAAAUUAUGGUGUUUGAGUUCGAAUAAAAUGACAAUUGUCAAUGAAAAAACAUUAGAUAUUUUAGCAAGUAUUGAUUUAACAUUUGAAAGUCUUGAUCCAGCAUGUUUACUUUAUUAUGACCACGAAGAUUCUGAUCAUAUAUGGAUAUUACUGCGAUCAACGAGUAAUGUAUUACAAGCAUGGAAUCAAUCUGAAUGUAAACUACACGGAACAAUAUCUUUAAAUCAUUUAUUUGAAAAAAUUGGCAAAACCGACGAACAAUUAGCAAUGAUGGAAGAAGGAGCUCACUUAGGUUCAAUUGAUGAUGGAAGUUCAAGUAAUAUUACGGAUCAAAUUCGUAUUACUUCAUUUCUUGUACACGACGAGCAACUGUGGAUUGGCACAUCAACUGGGAUUAUAUUUGUGUUAAACUUUUCAUUUCAACAAAAAACCAUACGAUCAUCUUCGAUAUGUUCAAUGCAUAAAAGAUACGUUCCGAGAUCGGCAAGCAUCACAACCCACCUGAUUAAUGGCACAACGCGAAAUUAUAUAGCAGUUUUACCCAAUAUUGUAAAUAAUCGACAAAAAUCUCGUUCACAAUCGGAAUCAGCUAUGGUAGAAAUAUUGAAUUCAUCCGAUGACUAUUGGAAUAUGGAUCACCCGUCGAAUUGUCAUCUUUACCGAAUUGCUUUUCAAAACAAAGCACAAAACCGUUCGACAUAUUUGUGUCGACGUCGCCAACGGCAUAAUUCCACAUUGGACUAUGUUACGAUUGUAAAUGAAAAUAAACGUCGAACUGUUGACUCGGAUGCUUCAAGUACAACAUUGACAUCAACAAAAGCACAAACCUCAAGUCCAGCUGUUAUAUCGUCGGAUGAAUGGUGCCAGGAGCCUCAGCAAAUAAAGCUGCCGAGUGCAACUAUUAAGCAACCAAAAUCACUAGAAGCAUCAGCUACACUUUCAUUUAAUCUUCUCUUUAAAGCGAAAAUAGCCGAUGCACCAGUAAAAUGCAUUUGUAAAACAAAAUGCAAUGGUCAAUUUUUAAUAUUGACAUGCUCAGGUAAACUUGGUGAUGAUGAAGUUGUUUGUCGGUGGAGACGAGUUCCAGAUACGAAUCAAUGGACAAAUGAUGUCAUUGUUGAAUUAAGUCCUGAGACCAUGUUACCUAUUCGACCGGCUUAUGCUCGUCAAAAAUAUCUGAAAGAUCAACGUGAUCGUUCUGUUAGCAUUUCAUCGAGUACUUCAAGGCUUUGA